Cylicocyclus nassatus is the source of this 2610-nucleotide messenger RNA. Lineage: Eukaryota; Metazoa; Nematoda; Chromadorea; Rhabditida; Strongylidae. The record is from the annotation of a GenBank genome assembly.
AAGGGGCCGCUGGUCCCGACUGACCAGGGGCCACCCAGCUGACCACCCACGACGAAAACACCGCUCAUCGGCUGGAGCGUUCGGCAAUCGAUACAAGCGCUGCUCGGUGCUCUUACGCUAGCCGAGCCGUAUCAGCAGCUAGCUUCUGUGUGCUGUUCGAACCCCCCCCCCCCCCGUCCAAGAAUUGAUGCGGUGAAUUAGUCACCACUGUCUGGUUUCACUCCAAUCUAUUGCGCAUUCCUAAACGUUGGGAAAUUCUGCAAAAUGCGCGCCUCUCAAGAAGAACUCGAAAGGCUACAUAAAAUGCCGGCUAUCAGCGCCGAAGAUCGUCCUCCGAUGAAUCAGGAGGAAUACGACGCUGAAUAUGGUGGGAGGCUAGAGAAAGAAGACCCAGUCUUGCGUAAAAUAGGCAGGUCACUACAGAAUUCGUACUGCUAUCCAUUCACAGGAGUGCAGCCAUUUCUACAUGCAGUGGUCAGCUUCAUGCCCAUAUUGCAUUGGCUACCAAGAUAUAACUUUAAACGAGAUUUAGUUAGUGAUAUGAUAGGUGGUUUCACCACCGGAAUCAUGCAUGUGCCUCAAGGAAUUGCCUACUCUGCUCUAGCCGGUGUUGAUCCUGUCUACGGUUUAUAUUCAUCUUGUUUUCCUGCCUUUUUCUAUAUGUUUUUCGGAACGUCACGACAUGUAUCAAUCGGAUCGUUUGCGGUAGUGGCGCUAAUGGCUGGUGUAGCAAACGACAAAGUUAUGUCCAUACAUGGUGCAGGCACAGUGGAUCUGAUGCGAGAUUCCUAUGGUGUUCCAUAUAAUGUCACGACACAUUAUGAUGUCACACCAAUCCAAGUGGCCACCACCCUCACAUUUGCCAUUGGCAUUUGGCAGCUCCUAUGUGCUCUUCUUCGACUUCAGUUUGUAAUGGCCUACUUCUCGGAUCCGCUAGUCUCAGGAUUUACAACUGGUGCUGCCGUUCAUGUUCUUCUUGCUCAAAUUGAUGACAUAAUGGGUGUCAGUGUUCCCAAAGCAUCGGGUAUCGGAUAUGUGUUUGUGAGAAUCUAUGAUCUCGCCGUACGGGUCACACAAGUGAACAUCACUACGCUCAUUAUCUCAAUCCUUUCGAUGACAUUCCUCUACGUUGGUAAAGAAUACCUCUCACCAUUUUUAACGAAGAGGAUCAGUUUGAGGAUACCUAUCCCCUAUGAGUUAAUUCUGGUUGCUGUCACUACUGCUCUAUCGUCAUUGCUGAAUUGGCACGAUAAUAAUUCAGUUGCUGUCGUUGGCAAUGUGCCAGCUGGACUCCCCGAGCCAGAACUGCCAGUGUUCGGGAUUCUUUGCGACUGUCUCUUGCAAUCGAUUGGGAUCGCAAUUGUUAUUAUCGCAGUGCAUAUUUCAAUGGCAAAAAUGUUGGGAAAGAAAAUGAACUAUCAUGUGGAUGAUAGCCAAGAACUCUACGCUAUUGGUCUGACCUCGCUCCUGGGUGGAUUUUUCCCUGUUUAUCCCGUCUCGACUGCUCUUGGUCGAACCAUGGUAAAUGUCAAAAGCGGUUCGCAGACUUUGCUCUCUACCGUGUUCAGCUGUGCUCUGCUAAUGGCUAUCAUUCUAUGGCUUGGACCUCUGCUCAGGGAUUUACCCAAAUGCGUCUUAGCCUCGAUCAUUAUUGUCGCUUUGAAGUCUAUGUUCAUGAAGUGUGGCGAGCUGAGAAGGAUCUAUGCUGUGUCAAAGAUAGAUUUUAUGGUAUGGAUUGUGUCGUUCUUCAGCACAGUAUUUGUCAAUGUUAUGGAAGGACUUGCUAUUUCUAUCCUAUUCGCGCUAUUUACAGUGAUUUGCAGAUCGCAGUGGCCAAAAUGGCAGUAUUUCUUGCAAAACACACAAGAAGAACAGGACUCCGAAAGACCAUGCAACAAUCCUGAUGUUUGCGUGUUUCGCUUCGAUGGGCCGCUGCUGUUUACGAACGUGGAAAGGUUUCGAAAAUCUCUAAACAGAACCCUGGAACAGUGGAUGAAGUGUUGGGAAGAGAACCCAAGCGCAGAAGAUACAGAAAAAUUGAACAACUCGUCCUCCCCAAAUCGUCCAGAGAGUCUCUAUAAAGGCGGUAGCCCUCAUUUUCUCAUCAUUGACUGCUCAGCUAUGGCUUAUUGUGAUUACAUGGCUGCCACUGCUUUCAACGAGAUAGCCAAAGAUUUCAAAGACAAAGGUGGCAUACUUUACCUUGCUGGAGCUAAUGCUUCACUUCGAACUGCACUGGGUGCGAGUGGCUUUUUCAAGAAAAUUGAAAAAGAACAUCUGUUCCCAACAUUAAAGGACGCGCUGGCCAUCGCGAGCAGAAAUGGAAACGCAUUACGGCUACUUCGCAAUGCCAGAAAGGAACCUCAGGUAAAUCACUCGCUGAGCUCUCUAGCAGUAUCUUCACCAUCUCUGGCCUCGGCUUCACUACCUCCGACUCCAUCGUCUCCAAUCGUUCGACUCAGCCCUUUUCCGGCAGAUCGACGAUGAAUUUGCCUUAAGUUUUUUAUUUGUAUUUUUUUUGGUACUACUCCGUUCACACGAGUAGUGACCUUUUAUGUACAUAAGCAAUGUAAAAGGAGAAAAUAAACUUUAUUUCUUGCUAAGUAAAGU